AUGGAUGCUGGUAGUCGUAGACCCACUUCAAUUUUCCAUGAAUUUUUAGCAGAAACUCUUCUGCGUUCUCAAGAAUCAAACACCAUUUCACUACGCCUCGCAUCAGAAGAUUCACAACAGCGAUCAUUCGUAAUGGGUUGUGCUAAAUCAUCGGAAGCUGAUGAACGCCAAGGUGGUGGUAACAGACUAAGAAGACCCAGGCCAUGGCGACACGAGGGCAAUCGGGUUUCAUGGAGUGAGCUUCACGAGAUGCGCACCACCUUCUGGCGUAAUGCCCCACGUUACGCCGGCCGAGCAGCAAUUUGGGAAGCCCUUGAAGCAGCAGCUGAGUGCGACUUAACCUAUGCACAAAGAAUUCUCGACAGUAAUGGCAUUAGAUAUCCAAAUGGUGACAUGACACUUUGCAUUGAUGAUGAAGGUACAAGGUAUGAGUUACCGCCAUACCUUUUGAGUGAGCCGACAAAUAUGGACCGUGGUGCUGCGAACAUGAUUGGUCGCAUUUUGAGAAGGAGGUAA
Messenger RNA from Lactuca saligna, 516 nucleotides. NCBI's taxonomy places the organism in Eukaryota, Viridiplantae, Streptophyta, Magnoliopsida, Asterales, Asteraceae. The record is from the annotation of a GenBank genome assembly.